Molecule: messenger RNA, 4819 nt
Organism: Pan troglodytes (chimpanzee)
Lineage: Eukaryota; Metazoa; Chordata; Mammalia; Primates; Hominidae
Gene: LIPG
Product: lipase G, endothelial type
Exons: 10
Coding region: 740-2440 (566 amino acids)
Biological process (GO): lipid catabolic process
Molecular function (GO): lipoprotein lipase activity; protein binding
Source: RefSeq, a predicted model, not a curated record
GGGUUAAGGGUAUCGUCUUAAAGAGCCGGAUCCUCCCGGCUGGAGCGAGGCUGGAUGGCGGGGCGCAGCCUCUCAGCCUCUCGCACCCGCCCUGCGUCCGCAGUGGUUGUUGGCGCAGCCGCCCCGUCGGUGUUCCGGGCUCAGUCCCCGCUCCCCAGCGCCAGACGCAGACUCCGGGCCAAGUUCUCCCUCCGCUCGCUGCUUUCUGCCCCAGGACCCGGAUCAAUAAAGGGAAGGAGAGCCGGGAGGAAAUGAUGGAGAACAGAGAGAAAGGAGAUGCUUGAUUUCACUCGCCAAGGAGUGAGUGCUCAUCGGCAGACACUGGGCGCUGGCCACGCGUCUUAGACUCCAAAUCUCGGCUCACUGGUCCCUUUGGGGAGGUCGCCUGGUGUUCCCGUAGCCCUCCACCCCACCAUAGGAGAGCGCCUGCCACGAGCUCCGCGCCUCGCUAAGUGCUUUGCUACGUGAACUCUUAGUUUUCCCAACAUCCCUAAGCCGCCGAUACAUUAUCACCCACGUACUGCGGACGAGAGAACCGCCUCGGAGAAGCUGGCUGGCUCGCUUGGAGUUUUGCAGCUAGUGGCGGAGCGAGCAUUCCGAGAAGGUACUGUGCGAUCCUCCAGCGCCGGCCGCAGCUCACAGCCCCUUAGCUCCGCCGGGUUAUUGUGCGGCCGCGCCUUCUGCACCUGUUGCGGCCCUCGCUAGGCGGGAAGGGAGGGAGAAGAGAAGGACAAAGGGGAUGACCAGGUGGCUCUCCCCCGACGGACUCCCGGCCCAGGGAGCGGAUAGACCACUCCCAGAGAGUGUGUGGCUUUGCGCCUUGGAGAGGAUGCUCUCCUUCUCCAGGGAUCGCGUCCCCAGCGGACGCAGGGUUUCAGGGAAAUGUCCGCCUCCGCCACUUGGGAUGGCAGUGGGGAGAGGAGGAUCUGGGUGUCCGGAGGAGGGCAGUGGGAGAAAGCUGGAGCUGCUGGAGUCGCAGCUGCCUGCGGAGCGGGCCCGGGAGGAAGCGGGGCCGAGCGUGCGGCGUCCACGCGAUAAGCUCCACAAACCCAAAGCUACACAGACUGAGGUCAAACCAUCUGUGAGGUUUAACCUCCGCACCUCCAAGGACCCAGAGCAUGAAGGAUGCUACCUCUCCGUCGGCCACAGCCAGCCCUUAGAAGACUGCAGUUUCAACAUGACAGCUAAAACCUUUUUCAUCAUUCACGGAUGGACGAUGAGCGGUAUCUUUGAAAACUGGCUGCACAAACUCGUGUCAGCCCUGCACACAAGAGAGAAAGACGCCAAUGUAGUUGUGGUUGACUGGCUCCCCCUGGCCCACCAGCUUUACACGGAUGCGGUCAAUAAUACCAGGGUGGUGGGACACAGCAUUGCCAGGAUGCUCGACUGGCUGCAGGAGAAGGACGAUUUUUCUCUCGGGAAUGUCCACUUGAUUGGCUACAGCCUCGGAGCACAUGUGGCCGGGUAUGCGGGCAACUUCGUGAAAGGAACGGUGGGCCGAAUCACAGGUUUGGAUCCUGCCGGGCCCAUGUUUGAAGGGGCCGACAUCCACAAGAGGCUCUCUCCGGACGAUGCAGAUUUUGUGGAUGUCCUCCACACCUACACGCGUUCCUUCGGCUUGAGCAUUGGUAUUCAGAUGCCUGUGGGCCACAUUGACAUCUACCCCAAUGGGGGUGACUUCCAGCCAGGCUGUGGACUCAACGAUGUCUUGGGAUCAAUUGCAUAUGGAACAAUCACAGAGGUGGUAAAAUGUGAGCAUGAGCGAGCCGUCCACCUCUUUGUUGACUCUCUGGUGAAUCAGGACAAGCCGAGUUUUGCCUUCCAGUGCACUGACUCCAAUCGCUUCAAAAAGGGGAUCUGUCUGAGCUGCCGCAAGAACCGUUGUAAUAGCAUUGGCUACAAUGCCAAGAAAAUGAGGAACAAGAGGAACAGCAAAAUGUACCUAAAAACCCGGGCAGGCAUGCCUUUCAGAGUUUACCAUUAUCAGAUGAAAAUCCAUGUCUUCAGUUACAAGAACAUGGGAGAAAUUGAGCCCACCUUUUACGUCACCCUUUAUGGCACUAAUGCAGAUUCCCAGACUCUGCCACUGGAAAUAGUGGAGCGGAUCGAGCAGAAUGCCACCAACACCUUCCUGGUCUACACCGAGGAGGACUUGGGAGACCUCUUGAAGAUCCAGCUCACCUGGGAGGGGGCCUCUCAGUCUUGGUAUAACCUGUGGAAGGAGUUUCGCAGCUACCUGUCUCAACCCCGCAACCCCGGACGGGAGCUGAAUAUCAGGCGCAUCCGGGUGAAGUCUGGGGAAACCCAGCGGAAACUGACAUUUUGUGCAGAAGACCCUGAGAACACCAGCAUAUCCCCAGGCCGGGAGCUCUGGUUUCGCAAGUGUCGGGAUGGCUGGAGGAUGAAAAACGAAACCAGUCCCACCGUAGAGCUUCCCUGAGGGUGCCCGGGCAAGUCUUGCCAGCAAGGCAGCAAGACUUCCUGCUAUCCAAGCCCAUGGAGGAAAGUUACUGCUGAGGACCCACCCGAUGGAAGGAUUCUUCUCAGCCUUGACCCUGGAGCACUGGGAACAACUGGUCUCCUGUGAUGGCUGGGACUCCUCGCGGGAGGGGACUGCGCUGCUAUAGCUCUUGCUGCCUCUCUUGAAUAGCUCUAACUCCAAACCUCUGUCCGCACCUCCAGAGCACCAAGUCCAGAUUUGUGUGUAAGCAGCUGGGUGCCCGGGGCCUCUCAUGCACACUGGAUUGGUUUCUCAGUUGCUGGGUGAGCCUGUACUCUGCCUGACGAGGAACGCUGGCUCCGAAGAGGCCCUGUGUAGAAGGCUGUCAGCUGCUCAGCCUGCUUUGAGCCUCAGUGAGAAGUCCUUCCGACAAGAGCUGACUCAUGUCAGGAUGGCAGGCCUGGUAUCUUGCUCGGGCCCUGACUGUUGGGGUUCUCAUGGGUUGCACUGACCAUACUUCUUACGUCUUAGCCAUUCCGUCCUGCUCCCCAGCUCGCUCUCUGAAGCACACAUCAUUGGCUUUCCUAUUUUUCUGUUCAUUUUUUAAUUGAGCAAAUGUCUAUUGAACACUUAAAAUUAAUUAGAAUGUGGCAAUGGACAUAUUACUGAGCCUCUCCAUUUGGAACCCAGUGGAGUUGGGAUUUCUAGACCCUCUUUCUGUUUGGAUGGUGUAUGUGUAUAUGCAUGGGGAAAGGCACCUGGGGCCUGGGGGAGGCUAUAGGAUAUAAGCAUCAGGGACCCUGAGGCUUUAAGUGGUUUCUAUUUCUUCUUAUUAUGUGCCACCUUCUUAGUUAUUAUGUGCCACCUCCCCUAUGAGUGACAUGUUUGAUCACUAGCAGAAUAGCAAGCAGAUUAUCAUUCAUGCUGGGGCCAGAAUGAUGGCCGGUUGCCAGAUAUAACUGCUUUGGAGCAAAUCUCUUCUGUUUAGGGAGAUAGAAGUUAUGACAUAUGUAAUACACAUCUGUGUACACAGAAACCGGCACCUGCCAGACAGAGCUGGUUCUAAGAUUUAAUACAGUGCUUUUUUUCCUCUUUGAAAUAUUUUACUUUAAUACCAGUGCCUUUUCUUGUUGAACUUCUUGGAAAAGCCACAAAUUCUAGAUCUUGAUUUGAAUUAAUACAAUAUCUGAGACACUUAUACUUUUCAAAAGAUUUGUGUAUGCAUUACCUAAUUAGAGUAGGGGGAGAAGGGCAACUAUUAUUAUCCCUAUUUUACAAAACUGAGGCUUAGUGAGGUUCAGCCACAUGCCUAGACUUAUAUACUAGUUAGUGGUGCAGCCAGGGAGAGGACUCAGAUUUCCUGGAGGCAAAGUCUAUCUCUGAAACUCCAUGAAGACUUUUGCAGCCAGUUCCCACCAAUAUGCCCCAGACGUGAGACAAACAAGGACUUUUUUUUUUUAUAGAGCCAUCCAUAAAAUCCUAAGCCCUUUUAUUAAUGUAUAACCAGGAGAACAUCUGUGCCAACGGUUGGACUUUUUAUGGCUGAGAUUUGGGAGGAAGUGUAACACCAAGCAGGAGAGGAAGAAUGAUUUUCUUUGUACUUAGGUUUUCUAAGGACAUUGUUUUAAUCUGUAUCGUGCCAAAGUUGUAUCACUGCUAAACUUCUGAAGACAUAACCAGUUGAGUCUUAAUUCAAGAUAUGUUCUCAAGCCAAUUGUGUGCUUCUUUUGUUUCUGUGAUUGCUUUCUAGCCAAAGCGAAGCUUGUACAGGUUGAGUAUCCCUUAUCCAAAAUGCUUGGAACCAGAAGUGUUUCAAAUUUUAGAUUACUUUCAGAUUUUGGAAUAUUUGCAUAUACAUAAUGAGAUAUUUUGGAAAUAGGACCCGAGCCUAAACGCAAAAUUCAUUGAUGUGUCAGUUACACCUUAUCCACAUAGCCUAAGGGUAAUUUUAUACGAUAUUUUAAAUAGUUGUGUACAUGAAGCAUGGUUUGUGGUAACUUAUGUGAGGGGUUUUCCCAUUUGUUGUCUUGUUGGUGCUCAAAAAGUUUUGGAUUUUGGAGCAUUUCGGAUUUUGGAUUUUUGGAUUAGGGUUGCUCAACCCAUAUUAUUGGCUGUACAUCCUGGUCACUUCUGACUUCUGUUUUUACUAAUGGAAGCUUUGCGAAUUGAAUUCUCAGUGGGUUGUAUAUUUAUACACCUGGCUUGAAGCCUUAAUUGUAUAUAAUGAUGCUUUUUAAAAAAUGCUAUUUGGAAGACUAUUUAUUUCUCGUGUAUAUAAUGUAUAAAAACAAAUAUAUGGUUAGUGUUUACCUAAGGUUAACCAAUUUGAAGAUUACAAUUUUUAAAUAGUAAAAUAAUAAAAAAUUAUAAAGUUCUUAA